This is a messenger RNA of Misgurnus anguillicaudatus (oriental weatherfish), 4460 nucleotides long. RefSeq names its product importin 13b (gene ipo13b). Gene Ontology annotation, cellular component: cytoplasm. Gene Ontology annotation, molecular function: small GTPase binding. The record is from RefSeq and is a predicted model, not a curated record. Gene Ontology annotation, biological process: protein import into nucleus. Lineage: Eukaryota; Metazoa; Chordata; Actinopteri; Cypriniformes; Cobitidae.
CGAAAAAUCGAUUUGUCGGUUCAGUCAGACACGAGCUGUAGAGGGAGGGUAUACGUACAGAAUCAUCGAGACCGAACCGGACCGGACAGAAAGCCGUGGACACGUAUCUGUCACAUAUGCUCAUAUUUAUCGACAUUCACAUAUAUCAAAGACAGUUUUUAACAUGCGUGUAAUAUGAAAAUGACAGACGUGUGCUCGCGCGCACCGGCCUGAAUUGCGCGCCGGGCCGAAUUAAACGCUCCUCAUCUUGAUUCAUCGGGGAUAUUAUUAUAAUAUUUACAUUAUUAUAAACAAAAGUUUAGAGAAAUCAGAUUUCGGAGAGAACGAGAGGAGGAGUGUGUUAUAUUAAACACAGAGAUGGAUCCGGACACAGCAGCGGACUUUACUGUGGAGAACGUGGAGAAGGCACUGCAUCAACUCUAUUAUGAUCCCAACAUUGAAAAUAAGAAUCUGGCUCAGAAAUGGCUCAUGCAAGCUCAAGUGUCUCCACAGGCCUGGCAGUUCUGUUGGGUUUUACUGAGACCAGAGAAGGUCCCAGAGAUCCAGUAUUUUGGUGCCAGCGCUCUCCACACAAAGAUCUCCCGAUACUGGAGCGACAUCCCUGCCGAACAAUACGACACGCUCAAAUCACAGCUGUUUUCACAGAUCGCCCGCUUCGCUUCUGGCUCUAAGAUCGUUCUGACCCGCCUAUGCGUGGCCCUGGCGUCCCUCGCCCUCAAUAUGAUGCCCGAGGCGUGGCCGGGGGCUGUGACGGAGAUGGUGCGGAUGUUCCAGGAAGAAGGGGGUGAGGUGGACGGCCGUGCCCGCUGUCUGGCACUGCUGGAGCUCCUCACUGUGCUUCCCGAGGAGUUCCAGACCAGCCGGCUGCCGCAGUAUCGUAAGGGACAGGUGAGGGGCGCUCUGGGAAGCGAGUGGACGGCUGUUUACCCUCUCCUUCAGCAACUAUUAAGGCAGGCGGACUCGCCAGCGUUGGUGAAGGCCCGUGUGCUCAAGUGUCUGUCGAGCUGGGUUCUUCUAGAUGUUCCCCUCAACGAGAGCGAGGGAUUGGUCGAGGCCAGUUUCACAGCGCUGGCAGAUCCUGAACUGUUCGACACGGCAGUGGAGGCCAUCGUGAAUGCCAUUUCACAGCCAGACUCACAAAGGUACGUGAACACAUUGCUGAAGUUAGUACCACAGGUCCUACAGCUCCAGGAACAGUUACGAGACGCUGUACAGAACGGAGACAUGGAGACGUCACAUGGCAUCUGUCGAAUCGCUGUCAGUCUGGGAGAAAACCAUUCGAGAGCGCUGUUAGAACAGGUGGAGCACUGGCAGAGUUUUCUGGCUCUGGUAAACAUGAUCAUGUUCUGUACGGGUAUACCCGGGCACUACCCCGUCAAUGAGACCACCAGCUCGCUCACACUCACCUUCUGGUACACACUACAGGAUGACAUCAUGUCAUUUGAGGCGGAGAAGCAGCAGGUGUAUCUGCAGGUCUAUAGGCCCGUGUACUUUCAGCUGGUAGAUGUUUUGCUUCAUAAAGCACAGUUCCCUACAGAUGAGGAAUAUGCAUCCUGGUCAUCAGAUGAGAAGGAGCAGUUCAGAAUUUACAGGGUGGACAUAUCCGACACACUGAUGUACGUCUAUGAGAUGCUGGGAGCUGAAUUACUCAGUAAUCUGUACGAAAAACUUGGGCGACUCCUGACCAACACAGAACAAACAACAUCAUGGCAGCACACAGAAGCGCUUUUAUACGGAUUCCAGUCAAUCGCAGAAACGAUAGAUGUAAACUAUUCAGAUGUCAUCCCAGGUCUCAUCGGCCUCAUCCCAAGAAUCAAUAUCAACAACGUCCAGCUGGCCGACACAGUCAUGUUCACAAUCGGUGCGCUGGCCGAGUGGUUGGCAGAUCAUCCUGUGAUGUUGAGCAGCGUCCUGCCGCUGGUCUUACAGGCGUUGGGGAAUCCGGAUCUCUCCGUCUCUAGCGUCUCCACGCUGAAGAAGAUCUGUAGAGAGUGUAAAUAUGACCUGCCCCCGUACGCCACCAAUAUAGUCGCUGUGUCUCAGGAGGUGCUUAUCAAACAGAUCCAUAAGACGAGUCAGUGUAUGUGGUUAAUGCAAGCUCUGGGGUUUCUGUUGUCUGCGUUGCCCGUUGAGGACAUUUUGAGGAACCUGCACUCUCUGAUCACCCCUUACAUCCAACAGCUGGAAAAACUCGCAGAAGAGACGCCAAAUCCUUCGAAUAAAUUGGCCAUUAUUCACAUCCUGGGUCUGCUGUCUAACCUCUUCACCACGCUGGACAUCUCCAAACAAGAGGAGGAGUCAGGAGAGAAUGCCCCGCCCAUCAAAUCAGCCCCACCUCAAGCCGGGCCCAACCCUGUGGUGGUGGUACUACAGCAGGUCUUUGCUUUGAUCCAGACGGUCCUUAGUAAAUGGCUGAAUGAUUCACAAGUCGUGGAGGCGGUUUGUGCCAUCUUUGAGAAGUCUGUGAAAACUCUCUUGCAUGAUUUUGCUCCCAUGGUGUCUCAGCUGAGUGAGAUGUUGGGACAGAUGUACAGUACCAUACCACAGGCCUCCGCCCUGGAUUUAACCCGCCAGAUGGUUCACAUAUUUGCCAGUCAAACAGAUCAUUUUGCCCCGAUCAAAGCGCUGUUUGAACUGGUCACCUCUGUGACUCUCACUAUAUUCCAGCAAGGCCCCAGGGAUCAUCCUGAUAUUGUUGAUUCAUUUAUGCAACUCCAAGCUCAGGCCCUCAAACGGAAGCCCGAUUUAUUCUUAUCAGAGAGUCUUGAUGUGAAAGCAGUAUUUCACUGCGGAGUGCUGUCGCUAAAGUUUCCUGAAGCUCCCACAGUCAAAUCCACCUGCCUUUUCUUUACGGAAUUACUACCACACUGUGCAGACGUUCCUCCAGUUGGUCGGGUCGUUCAGGAAGACGGUAAACUGCUCCUGUUAGCUGUACUGGAGGCUAUCGGUGGACAGUCGUCUCGCAGUCUCAUGGAUCAGUUCGCAGAGGUUCUCUUCUCUCUAAACAAACACUGCUUUGCUUUGUUGACGGUGUGGCUUAAAGAAGCUCUGAGAUCUCCGGGCUUUCCGUCCUCGCGCGUCUCGGAUGAGCAGAAAAACACCUUCAGCCAGCAAGUGCUCAGGGAGCGAGUGAACAAGCGUCGUGUGAAAGAUAUCGUGAAGGAGUUCACACUGGUGUGCCGCGGACUUCACGGGACCGAGUACGCCGCUGACUACUGAACCCAUCGCACCCACCGAUACAGACUCUGAGGAAACCCAGAACUACAACUCCCAGAAUCCCUUGCUGCAAUGCGUAAAUGACACGCUGUCAGAACUGUGAUGGAACGAAGCGCAUGCAGCUGCGGCCGGAUCGGGAUCUUCCUGUAACUCGUCCCCUCUCUCUCUCUCGCUCUACCCCCCCUCGCUCUCUCACUCGGAUGUUUUGGGGCGAUCUGAACACUGAACAUCUUUCCUGCAUCCCGCGGCAUGUUCGCUGUAUUUUAUUCUCCCAUGUUCUCGAUCUUCCAGGGCUCUCGGGCUGUUUUCCCUGUGAACGUUGGCAUUCGUUUGAACGAGGAAUCGUGUUGGUUCAAUAUUUUUUAUUUUGGACAUAAUGAAAUGAAAGCAUAUUUAUAUAUAUACACAUAUAAAUAUAAAUAUAUAUAUAUAUAUAAACACGUACAUUAGUAAUCUGUUGGGUGGUGGUGAGUCUGUGUGCUGCUAACAGAGAGAGGGACCAAUGCUUUAUAUCUGUCUAACCCCUCACGCUCCUCUGGAAAAAUAGUGAACAUUUUUUUAAAUUUGAUGAUUAUGAUUGUUUUUGAUAUAUAUACUGUAAAGUCAGCAGCAUAUUUUGGGUCUAGUAAAGAUGUUACACAACUAACAAAUGAGAGGGAGAGAGAAAGGCAACAUGAUGUCUCAGAAAACACUGGAACCCCCCCAAAAAUGUACAUGAUUUUGAUCUUCAUACAAUGGAUGUAAAUAAGGAUGAAGCGACCAUAAUCCAAUAUGAAUACAUUAAAAUGCUACAGAUUUAUUUACUGAAGUCAUUUGGAUCACAUGAAGGUAAAUUAUGACACAAAUCUUAUUUUUGAGUCAUCUGAUUUAACAUUUGAGUUCUGAUGCAAUUCCCCAUCGCAUCUUUUUAUGCCACAUGUAGCUCUGUGAUUGGUUGUGCAUGCAGACAUCUGUACAAAUACUUAAAAAACUUUGGAGUGCACAUAUCAAGGAAUGAUAUGCAUAUUGUAGUCCAGAAUGGUCUCUCUCUCUCUCUUUCUCUUCCGGCUGCUGCCUGCAGAUAUGUAGCAUGUGUGUUGUGUUACAUACGAGUCAAGAAUGUGUCAAUCAGUGGACGAGGGCCAUUCUGUCGUGUUUGUUUACUAGUGAGUCACAGACUGAGAACAAAGGGAGAGUCAAAUGUACAUUAGCUCUUUUCUUUUUUUGUACUUUGUUUUAAUUUAUUAAAUACAUCUAUGAUGGCA